Phoenix dactylifera (date palm) is the source of this 989-nucleotide messenger RNA. RefSeq lists its product as uncharacterized. NCBI's taxonomy places the organism in Eukaryota, Viridiplantae, Streptophyta, Magnoliopsida, Arecales, Arecaceae. Gene Ontology annotation, molecular function: S-adenosylmethionine-dependent methyltransferase activity. The record is from RefSeq and is a predicted model, not a curated record.
GGGGGGGGAUGGCCGGACUGUUCGAGAAGCAGGCGGCGACAUAUGCGGAGGCGCGGCCCCAAUACCCGAAGGAGUGGUUCGCUAAGCUCGCAUCUUUGACCGCCCGUCACGAGCUGGCGUGGGACGCCGGCACCGGAAAUGGCCAGGCCGCCGUCAGUGUAGCGGAGCACUACGAGCAGGUGAUAGCAACGGAUGUGAGCGAGGCCCAGCUGAAGCACGCCAUCCCGCACCCUAAGGUCCGAUACGUCCACACGCCUCUCUCUACGCCGGAACCAGACCUUGUUUCCAUUCUCGGGGGCGAGGGCUCGGUGGACCUGGUGACCGUGGCCCAGGCCGUCCACUGGUUCGACCUCCCAAGCUUCUACUCCAUCGUCCACCGUGUUCUAAGAAAGCCCGGAGGAGUAAUUGCUGUCUGGGGCUACAACUACAGCAUGAGCCCCUUGGAGGACGUGAUGAAGCGUUUGUUUGAGACCACCAAAGCUUACUGGGACCCUCGGGCUUGGUAUGCCUUCAAUCGCUAUCGGACCCUCCCAUUCCCAUUCAAAAGCAUUGGUUUGGGAUCCGAAGGCGCUCCCAUGGAGCUUGAGAUGGAACAGGACUUGUCUUUUGAUGCCUUCCUGGGUAUGUUGAAGUCGUGGUCUGCUGUCACCACCGCCAAGGAGCGAGGAGUGGAUUUGUUAUCUGAAGGAGUGGUCAAGGAGCUGGAGACUGCUUGGGGUGGUCCUUCGCUUGUUAGGAGGGUCACUUACAAGGCCUUCAUGCUUGCAGGCACGCCUAAGAUGGAAGUCUGACAUUGUUAAACUCCAACAAGGUUUUCUCGGGACUUGGGGUUCCCAUCAGACCGCCAAGUUCGUGAACUCUUGGGCUGGCUGUUGCCUCCUCUGCCCUUGUUUUGCCUAAAUUCUCUCAUGCUUCAAAAUGUAGGCAACGGUGAUAUGUAAUAAAAAAAACCUUAUAUGCUAUUUAAUUAAACACAAUUCAAGGCUCCA